AGUAGCACAGAAUCAAAACAUUGGGUUGCUAUGACAACUGAGGAAUGCUUGCCUCCCGAGCCGAACACGCCGCAUACAGCGGCGUAGAGACUGCUGCUUAUCGCGGGUGGUUUUCCCUCUGAGGCUUCUAUGAUGAAGGCAAUGAUGGUGCCUGUAGCUUCACUUGCACUGUUGACUGUCAGUGUGGUCUUAAGGCCAGUGAGUGCUUCGACAUCUGGUCUAAAAUGUAGCACUAUCAAAAGUGCAUAUGUUAACUUAUGUGGUUAUUGUGUAGGCGGAUCGACAGGAUUGCAAGAUUCUGAGGGUCAAGACACAUGUAAUAUUUGUUAUGGUUCCAAUGAGUGUACAAAAUGCAAUGAUGAGGCAAAAGAAGGGUGUGCAGCUCAGAGUUUUCCUCUUAAAUUCGAUUUGGCAGUCCAUGAAAGAAGUUAUAAGUUAUAUCCUCAGAGUUCCUUAUUGAAGGAAAAUCUUGAGAACUAUGCUUGUGUGGUGAAACCGCAGGAUGAUUCUUCUGUUUCCGAAAGAACAGAGGAGGAGCUCACAAACACUUUAGUUCUAGAAAAUGUACCUUACAUUGAAAUUGAUUCCAAGGAAAUGAAAAUAGGACAUUAUGUUGUUAAAUGCUAUGACAAUAUGUCAAAGGAAGUAGUCUUCAACACAACUUUUGAAGUGGUUGAUAGUGGGAGCUUCACAAUAACUUCUAUGAGCCCAGAAAUGGUGAUGCUAAACGUUCCUUUCAAGGCUGUGUUUAAUGGGACAUUUUCAAGUGAAAAAGCACUCAUCUGCUUUACAAGAAUAAAUGAUUUGAUUGAGAACAUUGUGAGUGCAAGACUUUUGUCUGAUGGACUUGUUGAGUGCGACCCAAUGAUUGUUCAUGAUAAAGCUGUUUCCGUUGGUAUUUCUGAAACGCUUGAGGCAGCUCUUGACUGCUUAUCAAAAAUUAAUAUGAGAAAGUUGGUAAUUCAUAAUUCUGAUCUAUUAAUUAAGAAGUCAACAUUUUCUUCCGAUUUAAGAUUAAUUUUUAUUCAGUUUGAUCAAAACAUAAACCCUUCUAGUGACUGCAUGAAGGCAUUCUCACCAGAAACAAUAAGUUUAUUUGGAAAGGGUUGGCAAUGUUGGAUACGAGCAGAUCAAAUUGUUCUUCAGCUUGGUGAGGAUCCAAUAAUUCAUCCAGGUUCUCGCAUCUCACUGUCCCCAACAAAUAAUAUUCAACAAAUAAGCUCAGAUAUCAAAGAUGUGCAACCCUCCCAAGUCUACACCACAAUAGUGGAUGAUGUGACAGACCAAGUUGUUGAGCCAGUUUACAAUGUACUAGCUCCCCGCGUUGCAUGCUAUGGUAUUCGCCAUUCCAGUAUGCAGUCAUUAUUUUAUGCACGAAAAAUGAAGAGGGAUGACACGAAGGAAGCAAUGGUUGAUGGAAACAGUGUAACUGUUCUUGAGGUUCAGCAGUUAGGCGGACAAACUCUGUUGUACAAUUGGUCAGUCAGCUUCAGCCCUUCAAGUAACAUAAAUGCAUUAUCACAACGAGACAUACUUAUGACAUGGUUGAGUGUACGCACUUUGGAUAGAUCAGUGCGAGGCAUUACUUCAAAUAGAAUAAGUUUGAACAACAGUUUGAUGCUUAGCAAUGUGGAUUACACUAUCACAGUAAAAGGUACAAAUGCACUGGGCAUGAGUGGAGAGGAAAAGAAGAUUCCUCUUCGUUUACAGGAUAGAAAGCCAUUUUCGGGAGAGCAUAGAGCACGUACUUCUGAAAGAAUCAUAGAUGCUUGUACUUCAGGAACCCCUCUUGAUGUUGUACUUUCAUGCUCUCCUGCUACAUUUUCUGAUGUAGAAUAUCGGGUAGAAGCAUUAACAUCAUGCUGUGAUGGCAAUUUGAAUUCAGACAUUUUGGGACAAAUUGGGUAUGCUUGGUCAAUAAAAUCUUACAAUGGCACUCAAGUUAACAUUGGACAUCACCAAAGAAAAUAUUUAAACAUUCCAUCAGGUACAUUCCGUGGAGGAGAACGCUACAAAAUAACAUGUAAUUUGUACCAUAAAACGCUGAAUAAACCCCUUGGAUUUGCUAGCACAUCAGUAGUAAUAUUGGAAAGAGGUAUUAAAACAAAUAUUAAUGUCAGUGGUGUUGGAAUAAGCACACUCCAGCCUUUAAUACUGGAUGCUUCAGGAAGUGUAGAUCUUGACAACAAAAUGGGAUCUUUACAGUUUGAGUGGAGCUGCCGCAUGAUAAGUAGUGAACCUGAACGUGUUGGAUAUGGGGACAACCAAUGCUAUGUACCUACGCAAAGGAAGAAGUUGGUGCAGGAGGCAUAUGCUGCAGCAUUUAGGAAAGCCAUUCUCCAUCUCCCAGCUGGGUCUCUUCCAGUUGGGCGGUAUUCUUUCAGUAUCAAAGUAUCAAGAACUUCACAGAAAUCAAAACCCAUUAGCAAUGUGAUGACUAUUGAGGUAGCAAUUUUAGGUGGAUCUGCACCACUUGUGUACAUUCCCACAAGAAACCCAGGCAAUAUUGAAAAUCCUUAUGCUCAUGUUAUAAACCCUGAUGAUGGAGUAACACUGACAGGUAUAGUGUUGGGAACAAAAGCAGGAUGCCAAAUUUAUUGGAAAGGGGUUGAUCAGCCUGGUUAUAUCACCACCAACAAAACUUUGCUAAGACAUGAGCCGCUCAGAGCUAUAACUACUUCAGAAAAACCACAAGAGAUUUCUGCUGAGAUACUACCUGGACUUGUCGGAGAUGCCAAGUAUCGAUUCCGUUUAUCUGCCAUCUGUAAGAGCUCUGCAGGAAAAGUUGAACUGUCUUAUGUGGAUGUGGACAUAAUCACUGAUGCACCUCCUGUUGUAAAACCACUAUCGGUUGAGCCACUUGAGGGAGAAGCAUUAGUAACUGAAUACAAAUUCAGUACUCAACCAGCUUAUGAUGAUUUACUUGAUUAUCCUCUAAGAUACAUAUUUGGCUUUCAAAUUUUGGACGAAAGCAGCACCAUCCCUAGCCCACCGAAAUUUUUCCACUCAAGUAGUCAGAAGCUUUCUACAACAACCUACCUACCUGCUUUGUCCCUCGCAACCACUAAAAUCCAAAGUUUGCUUAGAGUUUGUGACAUUCGUCACAUAUGCCACACUGUGGAAGGACCUGUUGUAUCUUCAAAUGCCCCAAAACAGCUGACAACUGGACAUGUCGAAUUAUUGAGUGAAGGAUUCUCAACAUUUCUUGCGGCAGAAGAGUAUGAAGAUGCAAUCAUGCUCGUUGAAAGCAGUAUGACUACCCUGGAGGUGCUUGAUGACAAGUCUCUCUACAAAUUAGCCUCCAAGCGGGUAGAAAAUGCUGUCAACACUCAGCUGGAUUCUUAUGAAAAGAGACUUGAUGCAUCACCUGAUGAAGUCAAUGCAGCUCUUCGCUUUUUGAAAGCAGCCAAUGCUGCCUUAAAGCAUGGUUCUUUUUCUCAAGAGACGCUUCAAAGACUAGUUGCAUUUAAGGACAAAAUUCUGAGCAUCCUUAAUGAUCAGACCAAACUAUCUACUGAAUACCAAAACAACUUCAGGAAAAGAAGACAAACUCAAACAGAUGAAGAAAUUCCAAGGAAUAUAUUGCAACCUGAAAUGGUUCGAACAUUUUUAAGUGUGUCAGAGGUAGCAAUUUUUAAUUUAAGUGAUACUGAAAAAGCAUUAAAUGAAAAGCGUAAAUUACUACAAAAUGUGUCCUUCUUCAUGGACUCUCUAUGCAGAGGUCUGCGUAAUUCAGUUCCAUUGUUCAUUGGUUCUAAGGUUGUGAGCUUUAGUGUACAACGACUGAACAUGCAAAUUAAGUACAAGGAUGAUCUUGCCAUACCUGAUUGGAGAUCUUCUAAGUCAGGUGGAGUGCCUGUAAAUGCCACCGCACAGAUUUGCCUCGGUGAAGAUGUUCGUUUUCUACUUGGGGGCAGCAUGGUGUGUAUGGGUGCUGCAUUUUACCCUAUGGACUUGUUAACAGAAGUUGCUCAAAUAUCCAUGAAGAGCAUUAAGCGGCAUAGCUCUGUUUACCACGUGAAGAUCAUUCCAAACGCAUCUCAAAAGGUAACAAACCCAGAAGAUAAUGACGGUUUGGAUGUAAAAAGGCAGACUGUAAGGGUUACAAUUCCUAUUUGGAGUGAACAGAUUGCUGGUGGAUUGCAUUUGGAGUGCCGAGUGUGGCUGCACGGAACCUGGGAUCCCAAAGCCUGUAAAUAUACUAAAAUUGCAACACUUAUCAACAAGCCAGCAGUGGAAUGCCAAUGCAGUUUUGUUGGCUUUUAUGCAGUUUUUGCUGUGGAGUCACCCACAACUACGACUUCCACAACGACAACCACCACGACAACCAUACGACCAACAUCAACAAGAAGCACUCCGACUUCAACUGAGAUUCAAGCAGUGACCAGAAUACUCACAACUCCUCCGACCACAAAAGCUACGACUACACCGACACAGUUGCCCACAACUGCUAUUCGGGAAGAAACAACAUCACUUACUAGUGGAGAGUCAGUCUCUCAUUUACCUCCAGGGAUCCCCAUUCCCAAUACGUCCCAAAAUUUCACAUUCAAAAUUCAAGAGGAAUUUUCUGCCACAGUUGGUUCAAAUCAAGACGCUUUCACUUCACAGCUGAAACAAGACAUUCUGAAACAAGUAGAAAUGCCAGAAAAUAUGAUUGCCAGUAUUGACUUGGCUCCAGGCAGCAUUCUCGUAACUCUUCACCUAGUUGAUACAGAUAUACGCACGGUUAAUGACGUGCUACCAACUUUAGCAGCAGUUCUUCAAGAUGGACGGUUGUCUGUUAAUGGUGUUGAUGGUAGACAUUUAUCCGUACCACCACAGCGGUUGACUCUACUUCAACGCCGCAGUGACAGCAGUUUUGUGGCUUGGAUCAUAAUAUGUUGUACAGGAUUUGGUUUGUUCAGUAUUGGAUCUCUCGUUAUUGCUGCAAUUGUAGUCAAACGGCAUUUGAGAGACAUGACAGACUUUACCAACAGCUCUGGAAGUCCAGAAAUUACAAACAAGACCCCAGCCUAUGGUCGUUUCCAUUUAGAACAAACCCUAGAUGGAUCUGAAGCAACUCUUUCACGUUACAGGAGUUCAGUGAAUAAUCCUUUGGUUGUUAGUACCAUAGGUGGCUUAGCCUCUGUGAUGGGAACAAAUGCUCUGUUGCCAACAGAUCAUCUUACCUCAGAUGUUCAUUUCAGACUUCAACCAUCCCAGGUGGAAAAUAAGAACUCAUCUUCACCUUUGCACCAAGCUAGGCAAUUGUCUAAUCUUCCCAGCAGCAGUGGGAACACUAGUGGAAGUAAUGGAAGUGGCAGCAGCAGCUUCAACAUUAGUCACAGAAGAACGAGAAGCAGGAUGAACGAAGGGAAUGGGGACAAACUUGAUUUAGAGGCAGAAGGAGAUGACUCUGGCAUUGUCAUCAAUGGCCAAGUCAAUGUUGUCAGAAGUCAAACUCCUGAAACCAGUGGACAACAAGCACCCCAGGUCCGCAUACUGCCAGGCACACCCACCGAGAGAGGUGAUGAGCUUUACAUGCACAUCAGUGACAAUCAAAUUGCGUAAAAGUAGUAAGUCAAGAGUGGAAGAUAAGUGUAGUGAGUGUCAGUUCUUUAAACUUAAGAGAAUGAUGUGAAAUUGAUUUAUUUCUGUACAUUUUGAAUAACAAAAUAAAAAUAAUAACAAGC
Messenger RNA from Thrips palmi, 5672 nucleotides. RefSeq lists its product as uncharacterized. The record is from RefSeq and is a predicted model, not a curated record. The coding region runs from base 130 to 5550 and encodes 1806 amino acids. Lineage: Eukaryota; Metazoa; Arthropoda; Insecta; Thysanoptera; Thripidae. The transcript has 31 exons.